Gracilinanus agilis (Agile Gracile Mouse Opossum) is the source of this 792-nucleotide messenger RNA. RefSeq names its product transmembrane and immunoglobulin domain containing 2 (gene TMIGD2). Gene Ontology annotation, cellular component: external side of plasma membrane; B cell receptor complex. Gene Ontology annotation, biological process: B cell receptor signaling pathway; B cell differentiation. The coding region runs from base 1 to 792 and encodes 263 amino acids. The transcript is spliced from 5 exons. NCBI's taxonomy places the organism in Eukaryota, Metazoa, Chordata, Mammalia, Didelphimorphia, Didelphidae. The record is from RefSeq and is a predicted model, not a curated record.
AUGGAAUAUUCCCUUCUAGACCUUUUCCUCCUGAUGCUGCCUGGGGUGCUCUCAGGAGGGACUAAUUGUAUGGUGCAGGAGGAGUAUCAAAACCUGAAGGCGUCUGAGGGUGGCAAGGUGAACAUGGCCUGCAAAGUCAACUGGACCGAGUGGGAGCAAGUCCGAGUAGAGUGGAAGAAGGAUGAUGAGGUUUUGUGCCAGUCCACACCCAUCAAGCAAGACUCCAGCAAGAUUCUAUGUGCGUCUAGAGAACUGUUGUUCUGGAUCCCAGAAAAUAUUGUCAUCCUGAGUCUGGAUUCUGUGACUCCUAAUGACAGUGGGUGUUAUGUGUGCCACAUGACAAUGGAAAUCCCACUAUUUGAGAGAACGAAUAAAACUAGGAUACGUCUCCAAGUCUCAGGGUCUGGAGAUUUCUCCCAGUCGGAUUGGAUCAAUGGCUAUCUAGGUCUCCUCUUGUGGUUAGUGGUGGCAAGUGUCCUGGUGUCUGGGGCUGUGCUGGGAAUAAAGAUCUAUCGAUUCCUUAGGAGGAGCAGAGAGUCUGUGCAUCACUUUUAUGGCAAUGUUCUCUACUACCACCAGAAGACUAAGGAGGCCAACCCAGGAAAGAACAAGACUCUGGCAUGCCCAGUGGAGAGGGAGAGAGGGGAGAGCAUCUAUUCCACUAGUUUCCCCAAGCCCUCACCCUGUUUGGCCCAGGCCCCUGGAACCCUCCCAGUCCACCAAAGCCUGCAGCCUGCUACUUCUAGGCCAGAAAAAACAGCUUAUUUCCCUCCGACCCCUCACUUAAUUUAG